AUGUUUGUGCUCUUUGUCUCGCAUCAGUGGCUCUCAAGGCUACAUCCGGACCCAGGUGGACAGCAGAUGGAGGUCUUGCGGUUAGCACUGGAGGGACUCAUGGAUGGAUCUCUACGUUUGAGUUUGGAUGGCUAUUGGGUCUUCUUUGUGGAUGAGACCCACACCACUCACGAACUGAGGACCCGCCUGCCCGAGGGCUACCUUUGGUUUGAUUGGUUUGGUGUCCCACAGGCCAUCUCAAGGACGAGGGUCUUCGAUGAGGAAGAAGAUGAUGUGAAACAGGCUGAGGCAGCAAAGGCUGUGGACAGUAUUCCAGCAUAUGUGGAGAGAUGCAAUUUGUUCGUGAUCCUGGCGCCAGAACUCUUUCAUCGGGACACUGGAAUGAUUUGCAAUUCCACGUCUUGGCAGCUGAGGGGAUGGUGUAUUUCUGAGCUGCUGUGCCAACAAUUGUCCAACAAGCCUGACACCACGAUCAUUACCCUUCAUUCUGCAAGGCAUGCCGAACUGAACUCCUGGCAGAUUGAUUGGGAUGCGGUUUCACAAAGCCACUUCACAGUGGAGGAAGAUCGGCUGAUGGUUUCAGAGCUGGUCCGGAAGUCCGUUGCGAUGAAGAUUCAGCAUGAGAGCCAGACCGGCUCGUUGGCAUAUUUCCGCUAUUUGGUCACCGGGCAAUUCAAACUGGCCAGGAGCCAAGAAAGGAGCACCAACUCCAUGCGGUCAUCCUGGACUUCCAGCGAGUUUCUGCGACAGUUUCAUUUUUCUAGCCUGCAGGAGGCUGCUCAGGAGACGAGCUCCAUGCCUGGCUUGCUUUGUGCCGUCCUUUCGGGUGAUGUGCAGAUGAUUCGGACCUUGGUCGAAAGCAUGGCGGAUGUGAACCUCAGGUGUUACAACCUGGAGAAGAUUUGCCGACAGCCCAGUGGCCACACACCGCUGAUGAUUGCAGCCAGGUGGAAGCAAGAUCCAGCGGUGCUGCAAACGCUCAUUGAGCUGCGAGCAGAUUUGACGGCCGGCAGCCGCUUUGGGUCGCAGGUGGCUCAUUGGGUUCAAUUGCCCGGGCAAGUGCAGGUCCUGGCCGCUGCGAAGGUCGAUUUGGAAAGCAUGGGCUGCUUCCGACACCCUCCACUCGUCAGUGUCGCUUGCUGGGCCGGCCCAGACACCGUGGCGGAGAUGAUCGCCAAGCGGUGCGAAGUGAAUCCCACCAACGCUGGGGUCCACCCCUUGCAUUCGCUGACCGCCUGUUCCAAGCGCCAAUCUGUGGAGAAGGCCCAGCUGCUCCUGGAACACAGAGCUGAUGUCGACGCGCAAGUGUCGACAGCAGGAACUGGCAUUUUUGCAUGCAUGUGCCAUAGCUCCCAGAUGAUCUCCAACAUGUCGGACUUUGGAUCCUUGUCUGCGGCCACCAAACUCUUCGGAAGCCUGGAGGGAAUCACACCUUUGGGCAUGGCUGCAUUUUUCGGUGAUCAUUCUUUGACCAGGUGCCUAUUGGAAGCAGGAGCUGACAGAUCUAUUGCCAAUGCUCGAGGGGAUCUGCCAGUGAUGUUAGCAUCUGCUCAGGGGCACCAGGCCGUCGUCGACGAGCUCAUGAGCUUUUGA
Molecule: messenger RNA, 1593 nt
Organism: Durusdinium trenchii
Lineage: Eukaryota; Dinophyceae; Suessiales; Symbiodiniaceae
Source: the annotation of a GenBank genome assembly